Molecule: messenger RNA, 2213 nt
Organism: Oncorhynchus masou masou (cherry salmon)
Lineage: Eukaryota; Metazoa; Chordata; Actinopteri; Salmoniformes; Salmonidae
Product: serine/threonine-protein phosphatase 5-like
Exons: 13
Coding region: 38-1525 (495 amino acids)
Molecular function (GO): protein binding; hydrolase activity
Source: RefSeq, a predicted model, not a curated record
AGAACCGCAACGUGCGCACUUUGCGACUGUACUGUUAAUGGCGAACGAUACGGCAACAUCCGCAAGCGGCAGCAGCAGAGAGAAGAUGGCGGAGGGAGAUAAAAAUGCAGAGAAACUCAAGGAGAAGGCGAAUAAUUGCUUUAAAGAGAAAGACUAUGACAAUGCAAUCAAAUACUACACGGAGGCGUUGGAGCUCAACCCGGCCAACGCCAUCUACUUCUCCAACCGCAGCCUGGCGUACCUGCGGACAGAGUGCUAUGGCUACGCUCUGGCCGACGCCACCAAGUGUCUGGAGAUAGACAAGAACUACAUCAAGGGCUACUAUCGCCGAGCCACGUCCAACAUGGCCCUGGGCAAGUUCAAGGCUGCACUCAAAGACUACGAGACGGUAGUGCGGGUGCGACCCAAUGAUAAGGACGCUAAGAUGAAAUACCAGGAGUGCAACAAGAUCGUGAAACAGAAAGCCUUCGAGAGAGCCAUCGCCAGCGACGAGAUGAAGAAAUCGGUCGUGGACUCCCUAGACAUAGAAAACAUGAUGAUUGAGGACGAGUACACUGGACCGAAGCUGGAAGAAGGAAAGGUGACGAUGAGGUUCAUGAAAGAGAUGAUGGAGUGCUUCAAAGACCAGAAGAAACUGCACAGAAAGUGUGCUUAUCAGAUUCUGAUCCAAGUCAAAGAGCUCUUGUCCAAACUACCCAGUCUAGUUGAGAUCACGUUAAAAGAGACAGAGAAGAUAACCAUUUGUGGCGACACACAUGGACAAUUCUACGACCUUCUGAACAUCUUCGAGCUGAACGGCUUACCCUCCGAGACCAACCCCUAUCUGUUUAAUGGAGACUUUGUGGACCGUGGUUCGUUCUCCCUAGAGGUCAUUCUGACUCUGUUCGGCUUCAAGCUGCUCCUCCCGGACUCCUUCUACCUGCUCAGAGGUAACCACGAGACUGACAACAUGAACCAGAUGUAUGGUUUUGAGGGGGAGGUGAAGGCCAAGUACACCGCUCAGAUGUUUACGCUCUUCAGUGAGGUCUUUCAGUGGCUCCCUCUGGCGCAGUGCAUCAAUGGAAAGGUUCUGGUGAUGCACGGGGGGCUGUUCAGUGAGGACGGAGUGAUGCUCGACGAUCUGAGGAAGAUAGACAGGAACAGACAGCCCCCUGACUCUGGUCCCAUGUGUGAUCUCCUCUGGUCAGACCCACAGCCACAGAAUGGGCGGUCUGUCUCUAAGCGAGGUGUGAGCUGUCAGUUUGGUCCUGACGUCACCGAGCGGUUCCUGGACCAGAACAAGUUGGAUUACAUCGUCCGCAGUCACGAGGUCAAGGCAGAGGGUUAUGAGGUCACACACUCAGGGAAGUGCAUCACAGUCUUCUCAGCGCCCAACUACUGUGAUCAGAUGGCUAAUAAGGGAGCGUACAUCCACCUCAGAGGAUCAGACCUCAAACCAGAGUUUCACCAGUUCACUGCUGUGCCUCAUCCGAAUGUGAAGCCGAUGGCGUACGCCAACUCUCUGAUGCAGAUGGGGAUGAUGUAGAGAGGCCCACGACGCUCAGCCUGGCACCUCCCUCCUGGCUGACCACACCCACCUCCUGGCUGACCACACCCACCACUCCUUCCUUAGACAACAACCUGCCCUGGCCCACUGGUCCAUGCGGUUCCAUGGGAUCCCUUUCUCCCAGCCUGUCCCCCCCCCCCCUCCCCUUGACCUUUUUAAUUCGUUGAUGUUUGUACAUCUGAAGGGUCAGCACUUUAAAGAUCUGAUAACAUUGAAGGGUUAGUACCAUGGGGGAAGGAAUGGGGAGCGAAUUGCGACCGGUUUCGGGUAAAUCCCUCUUGUUGCGUUCAGAGUAGACAACGUGGUGGUGUGAUGGUAGUUAAGGUGGAAAGGGAGAAAUAUAUCUUCGACCGGCACAGUCAAGAACUGGGUGUGUUCAUUUCUUUCUUUCUUUCUUUUUUGUAUUGGUAAAAACUGGAAAACUCAAUCUCUCCCUAAUUUCUGUCCAUAUUGGUCCCCACACAUGGGUUUCAUUCCCGGUAGUGAUUUAGAAUGAUGAAUUAUACUGUAUUGGUACUGUAUGGUUACAUGAGAAGUGGAGGAUUUUUGUAAGAACAUACGGCAGCAGAACUGUUAAGAAUAAUAUUUGAUUGUUCUGCUACUGUAAAACAUACAGUUGGUUGGCCAACUGCACCGUUUAUAGUGUGUCUCGUUGGGGGAGGGGAAG